UAUAAAUACAACCCACCACUAUAUGGAUAAGCACCAACAUUAGCCACUUUCCCAAUCUCUGUCCCAUUUCGUUCUUAUCCAAUCUUGUUCACAAUGGAGGUGAUUAAUGGCACAACAAGGCCAUCCUCAUCGAGCUUGAAUCCCAACGCUCCAAUGUUUGUGCCACUUGCUUACCGUACGGUGGAGGAUUUCUCCGACGAGUGGUGGAACCUCGUCCACUCCUCCCCCUGGUUUCGUGACUACUGGCUCCGUGAACGGUUCCAAGAUCCCCAAAACGACGUCGCUGCUCCGUUCUCUGAUUUUGAUAUGGAUGAAGAUUCACUCUUCUAUAAUCAACCAGAACCACAAGAAGAAGAAGAAGAAGAAGAAGGGAAAGAGUUGGUGUCGUUGGGGAUGUUGAAAUGGCCUGGAUCUGGAGCCCGGGCUGAAGUGCCGAGGUAUGCUGAAAAGAAGCCCAAGUUUGUCAAGCCCAGGAUGAGCCCACGGGCUAUUCACCAGCCCAGGUAGACGGUGCGUCCAGGCCCAAGCCAGUUUGCUGUACAUAAAAAAAAAGAGUCGUAACUUUGGAGAUUGCUUUGUUAAUUAAGAUUUCAGUUUCCUUUUUCAUGUUGAUGUAUGUUGUUGUCUUGUUCUUUGUACAAUCAACUUUAGUUUCUUAAUUUUCUCCUAAUCCAAGAUAUUGUUGACUUUUUUUA
This is a messenger RNA of Lotus japonicus, 695 nucleotides long. Its product is annotated as protein EARLY RESPONSIVE TO DEHYDRATION 15-like. The record is from RefSeq and is a predicted model, not a curated record. Bases 94 to 507 code for a protein of 137 amino acids. The transcript is spliced from 2 exons. Lineage: Eukaryota; Viridiplantae; Streptophyta; Magnoliopsida; Fabales; Fabaceae.